Molecule: messenger RNA, 936 nt
Organism: Yamadazyma jaroonii
Lineage: Eukaryota; Fungi; Ascomycota; Pichiomycetes; Serinales; Debaryomycetaceae
Source: the annotation of a GenBank genome assembly
AUGACUUACUCCAUAGCGGGACAUGAAAUCAGGCUAGAUAAGGUUAUCAACCACGAUGACGAAGAGAUGAUACUAAGGUACAAAGAAAUCUUCAAAAUAUGUUUGAAUGAUUCCAACCUUAAAUUAUUAAUAAGUGUCAAGAAAUUGGUUCAUCUAUAUAGUGACAUUAUCAUGAUUUAUAGUACACUUUUGAAUAAAAUACCCAAUUAUGAAGACAUUAGGCUUAUGACUUUAAAUGUAAAGAAGGAUUCAAUAUUAGUGGAAAAUAAGUUCAAUGAAAUCUUCAGUAAAUCUAUUAAUGAAGUUGACAUUUUUUCCAAGAAGAUGAGUUGGCAAACCAAGAAAUACGAAAGUAUUAUCAAACCAUUGACUAAGCAAUUGUUAGAAUUAACUUUGACAUUCUUUGAAAAAUUUUUUAAAACUUUAACUUGCAUUCAAUUAUUUUUCGAAAGUUUCAAUAAUUUGAAGAAACUUUUAAUACCAUUCUUAGUUGAUCAAACUCAUAGGGUAAUUGAUUCACUCAAAAAAUCAAUAUUUUUUGUUAAUUUCCCUACCAUAACAGAUAAUUUAGAUUCCAUUACGGAGUUAACUCCUACAAUCUUGAAACAACUCAAAAAGAUAGAGAAAAUAACCAAAGGAAUUGGGAAAGAGACUACUAUCUUGAACGAAGCUUUCAAAAGAUUCGAACCUACAUUACAACAAUACACUCAAAUAUUAUUAGGGAAAGCCAUUUUGAAAAGAAGUAUAAGUGAUGAGGAUUGUAAAAUUAUUAAUAGAAGAGACAUAUGUUAUCAAGCUGCUGAACAUGUUGUAUCAAUACCUUUAACUGAAGAACAAAAAUUCCAAUUCUUCUCUAAGUACAUUAUAAUAGUAAUUUUGGUUCUCAUGUUAUUGGUAGUAACAACAAUAUUCAGGUUUUUUAGAGUUGUCUUUUAA